Molecule: messenger RNA, 306 nt
Organism: Spodoptera littoralis (African cotton leafworm)
Lineage: Eukaryota; Metazoa; Arthropoda; Insecta; Lepidoptera; Noctuidae
Source: the annotation of a GenBank genome assembly
AUGUUCUGCUAUUUAGUUAUAAGUGGACUAUUCUACAACAAUACUUCUGUGUUUCUACAAACUGUAUGUACAGUCGAAGAUCUGCUUAAGUUUUUCCAAUUAUAUUUGACGAAUUGCACAGAAAUCGAAGUUGAUAUGAAUUGUAACGGUUUGAAUAAUGCAAUGGCGGCCGCUCUACAGCUCGGCAGCUGCAUACAGUUGAAACACGCGGGUUUGCUCAACUCCCGGACAUCAGCACUUUUCCACUUGUUAGUUUUAUAUCUCCAUACAAAUGAGUUUCAUUCCCAACUUCCACCGACUCUGUAG